UGUGGUGAUAAAUAUAUUCAUUAGCUUCUAUCAAUAGCUCCAUCUGAUUGGCUAGUGAAUUCAAUCAAGAAGCUUUAUCACUCUAAGAAAACGCCUUCUCUUUCCAGUCCUCAAGACACCAUCAUCCAUCAUGCCUCCAACCGACUACGAUGAGGAGAAAGACAAGAUCAAGCGCUUCCUGACAGAGUUCUACACUGAGAGUAGUGAUGGCGAUGGAAAGGUGUUCACAUACGCAGAGCAACUCACCAACAUUGCACACAGGGAACAAGUGGAGCUUACCAUUGAUCUGGAUGACAUUGCAGAGAUUGACCCUGACCUAGUGGAGGCCAUCGUUCAGAACACAAGACGUUACGUGACACUAUGCUCUGAUGCUGUCUCAGAGCUCCUCCCCACGUACAAGCAACGAGAGGUGACGGCUAGGGACUCACUGGACGUGUAUAUCGAGCAUCGUCUGUUGCUACGACAACAACACAGAGGUGAUUCUGUCCCCAGAGAUGCUCAUAACACGUAUCCUCCCGAGCUCAUCAGAAGAUUUGAGGUGAACUUCAGGCAGGCCACUCGUUAUCGUCCAUUGUCCGUACGUAAGGUCAAAGCUGAGAGCAUUGGAAAGCUCACCACUGUCCGAGGCAUCGUUACCAGGGCAACAGAGGUGAAGCCAGUCAUGACAGUGGCCACCUAUACGUGUGAUCAGUGUGGGGCAGAAUCCUAUCAGCCGAUCCAAAGCCCUACGUUCAUGCCCCUGGUCAUGUGUCCCAGCGAAGAGUGUCAGAGAAACAAGUCAGGAGGUCGUCUGUACCUCCAAACACGAGGGUCAAAGUUCAUGAAGUAUCAGGAACUCAAGAUUCAAGAGCAUAACGAUCAAGUACCUGUUGGCAAUAUUCCUCGAUCCAUGACCAUCGUUGCUAGAGGAGAGGUGACACGUAAGGCAGGUCCUGGAGAUCAUGUGACCGUGACUGGAGUGUUCCUACCCAUGAUGAGGACAGGGUUCAGACAAGUCUCUCAAGGGCUGCUGUCUGAGACCUUCAUGGAGGCUCAUAGGGUAGUGCGUGUCAAGAAGAUGGACGAGGGGGAGGAGGAAGGGGAGGAGCUAACACAGGACGAGGUAGAGAAACUCUCUCAAGAGGAGGAUUUCUAUGAGAAGUUGGCCAGUUCUCUAGCCCCUGAGAUCUAUGGUCACGAGGAUGUAAAGAAAGCGCUCCUCCUGCUGUUAGUGGGUGGAGUUGACUGUACCCCUCAUGGCAUGAAGAUACGAGGGAACAUCAACAUCCUCCUCAUGGGGGACCCGGGAGUGGCUAAGAGUCAACUACUCUCCUACAUUGACAGAAUUGCUCCAAGAAGCCAGUACACUACAGGGCGUGGUAGCUCUGGUGUAGGUCUCACUGCUGCUGUCAUGCAGGACCCUGUGACAGGAGAGAUGACGCUGGAGGGUGGGGCACUCGUGUUGGCAGACCAGGGAGUGUGCUGCAUUGAUGAGUUUGAUAAGAUGAUGGAUAGUGAUAGGACAGCCAUCCACGAGGUGAUGGAGCAGCAGACUGUCUCCAUUGCCAAGGCUGGUAUCAUGACCUCUCUGAACGCUCGUGUGUCCAUUCUAGCAGCUGCUAACCCAGCCUUCGGGCGCUACAAUAUCAAGAAGUCUGCAGAGGCCAACAUCCAACUGCCUGCUGCCCUCCUCUCAAGGUUUGAUCUCCUCUGGCUCAUCAGAGACAAAGUGGACUCAGAGAAGGACCUCCGACUAGCGCAACACGUCACGUACGUCCACCAGCACUCUGUCCAACCCCCCACUCAGAUAGAGCCCCUCAACAUGAAGCUCAUCAGUCACUAUAUAGUGGUGUGCAAGAGGAAGCAGCCAGUCAUCCCACAGUCCCUCACUGAGUACGUUGUGGGCGUAUAUGUGGACAUGCGGCGAGAGGCACGUAACAACAAGGGAGGUAUUAACCAGACCUUCACCUCCGCCAGGACUCUACUAGCACUGCUCCGAUUGGCCACUGCUCUGGCUCGACUGCGUAUGGCUGACGUUGUUGAGAAGGAAGAUGUAAAUGAAGCUAUGAGACUCACUGAGAUGUCUAAACAGUCGCUCUACGAUGAGGAGCACGCAGGAAGGAGCGUGCGUCCCAUUGAUGCUAUCUAUGGGAUCCUUCGUGAGAUGGCGGACCCUGACACUGUACGCUUUGAUGAGGCACGGCAGAGGAUACUGGCCAAGGGAUACCGGCCUAACCAGUUUGACGAGUGUUUGGAUGAGUACGAGAGACUCAAUGUUUGGCACAUCAACCAAUCACGUACCAGGAUCACCUUCGUUUGAACUAUUAGAGACUAUCACAUGACUGAACUCUUGUAUGUAUUGUACCCUAGCUCAUAUUAUUAUAUAUAUCUCCAUUUAGAAUCUUGUUUCGUUAAUAGUUGCUAUAUUAUACAUGAUGUGUAGAAAAAUGUUGACAAUUUAUUUCUUAAAAUUAAUGUUUGCUAUAAUAUUUGUAGGAAUACAC
Halichondria panicea is the source of this 2483-nucleotide messenger RNA. RefSeq names its product DNA replication licensing factor mcm7-like. The coding region runs from base 131 to 2299 and encodes 722 amino acids. The transcript has 15 exons. Gene Ontology annotation, biological process: DNA replication; DNA strand elongation involved in DNA replication; DNA replication initiation. Gene Ontology annotation, molecular function: single-stranded DNA helicase activity; ATP hydrolysis activity; single-stranded DNA binding. The record is from RefSeq and is a predicted model, not a curated record. NCBI's taxonomy places the organism in Eukaryota, Metazoa, Porifera, Demospongiae, Suberitida, Halichondriidae. Gene Ontology annotation, cellular component: MCM complex; nucleus.